AUGAAACUUGUGCCUGGUGCUCCCGGAAAAGCAAUGAGAAUUCAAACACCUUCCAGGGAGCCAUUUCCAGGAACUGAGCUCAGAGGACCCAAGGGCAGCGGCUCCUUCCUGCUACCUUCCCGCCCUGAACCCGGGGAGGGGGGCGGAGCCGAGAAACCGAAAGCGGACGGAGCCGGCGUCGCUAUGGGGCUUGGCGCGCUGGCGCGGUGGCUCGGGGUCCUCUGCUGCUGCUGCUGCGGGAGCGCUGGCCCCGCCACCCUCGCGGGACGGGCCGCCGCCUUCCGGGAAAGUUUCAUUAGACAUCGAUGUUUGAAUUCUGGAUUUUCUAAUGAAAGUUCUACUGCCUUCUAUGGAAUAAAUCAAUUUUCUUAUUUGUUUCCUGAAGAGUUUAAAGCCAUUUAUUUGAGAAGCCAAUCUUCCAAGUAUCCCCGAUACUCAGCAGAUGGACGAAUUUCAAUCCCCAACAUAUCCUUACCAGUAAGAUUUGACUGGAGAGACAAGCAUGUUGUAACACAAGUGAGGAACCAGCAGAUGUGUGGGGGAUGCUGGGCCUUCAGCGUAGUAGGUGCAGUGGAAUCUGCAUGUGCAAUCAAAGGCGAGUCUUUGGAAACCCUGAGUGUACAGGAGGUCAUUGACUGUUCCUAUAAUAAUUAUGGCUGCAGCGGAGGGUCCACACUCAAUGCUCUGAACUGGUUAAAGAAGACCCAGGUAAAGCUGGUGAGAGAUUCAGAAUACCCAUUUACAGCACAAGACGGGCUCUGCCAAUACUUUUCUAGUGUACAUUCUGGAAUUUCAAUCAAAGGCUAUUCUGCAUACGACUUCAGUGACCAGGAAGAUGAAAUGGCAAAAGCGCUUCUUACUUUUGGCCCUUUAGUGGUUGUAGUAGAUGCCGUGAGCUGGCAGGAUUACCUGGGAGGCAUAAUCCAGCAUCAUUGCUCGAGUGGAGAAGCUAAUCAUGCAGUUCUUGUAACUGGCUUUGAUAAAACAGGAAGUAUUCCAUAUUGGAUAGUCCGGAACUCAUGGGGAAAUUCAUGGGGAGUGGAUGGCUAUGCCCAUGUAAAAAUGGGAGCUAAUGUUUGUGGAAUUGCAGAGUGUGUUUCUACUGUAUAUGUGUGAUAGCUGAGGCCUAUCAAGAGACAGAAAAAUUAAACUUUUUUUAAUGGAGACAUCAUUGUAAAGUAUCGUUCACCCUUGGACUUCAGCAACCAAUAACCAACGAUCCUGGGAUCCACUGUCCAGUGUUCCUGCCGAUAGAGGGACGGACAGCCACCGUCAGAAUGUCAUCAAUCAUAGGCUAGCCAGGGGCCUGUGCCGCAGUUUUACCACUGGGGCUAAGUCAUGAGACUUCUUGAAUCCUCUCAGUUGAGGAGUCAAUUAUUUUCAGUUUUCUUGUUGGUUGUGUUUGUUUGUUUAAUGAGAAGCUUUGAAGUAUCAUUUCCUUUGGGGGAUUUUAUACACCAGCCUCAGCUCACCUGGUAUACAAGAAGGGCCAACCUGAAAUUAGAUGUGCCUUUCAGGUAUAGUAGCGGGCUACAAGGUGGAAUAUUGUAAAAAUGUUGAACUAUCAGUUGUCUUAACUCAAGCAGAUGUUGCUAACCCCUUGUACUGCAGAGAGAUCAUGUGGAAGGAAAUAAAAGUACAAAAUGGCUUUUUCAGAGGAACGAUGAAUUGGAUUACAAUUAUUCACCAAGAGAGCACGUGCCUGAUGAGGAACUAAAAUUAGCUUUGCUUGAACGAUGCACUGUUGCCUUCCUUUGCUCUAAGACUUUGUCAACACAAGCAGCUCACCUUUAUGGUCUGUUUCUUAUCUUUCGGCACUACCUCUUUUAAGAUCCAAGCAGCCCUGGUGCCACAGUGGUUGCAUACAAGAAAGUACUUUAUUGCUAAUCAGAAGGUUAGGAACUUGAUGCUGCCGCCUGCUUCCAGGUGGAAAGAUGUGGCCCUGUGAUGCCAGCAGAGCUAUAGCUUUGGAAGCCUGAUGGGUCCGUUACAUUCGCACUUAAUAGUGUGAGGUGUUGGAAUCAACUGGUUGGAAUUGAGUUUGGUUUUCAUUUGAUCGUUUAAAAUCCAGUCCCUUUGUCUGGCACAGGUGCAACCCAGGUGAAAUUGGACACUGCAGAGAAGUUAAUAAGCACAAGUGUAUGUUCACAUACCUCAGUUACUCUAAGCUGGUGCAUAUCUUGCUUACAGAUUAAACAUUCCCUGGGUUCAACUAAAAUGUGCGACCUUUCAAAAUCCUACUUAGUCACCCAGUCUGUGUUCUCUCUUGCCUUGUUAAUUCCAUAAGUGAUUUCUAGCUGCUAAGCCAUGGCUGCAGAUUCGCUAGCUUUCUCACUAGCGAUCCAUCGUCUUGUGUGCCUGAAAGGACAUUUUGUGCUGAUCAUGCUAGGGAACUGGAAAACCAGUUCUUUCAGGCUUGGCAGAGCAAAAAUUCCAGAGCAGAAGAUCUGAUCUGCUUUAAUAUAAGCACAACCAUACUGAAUGUGUUAAAAGGAAAGAAUUUUAGCUAUUCAAAUGUGAAUAGGUUUUCCAAAAGCUCAUGGUUGAUUUUUAAUGUAGACAAUCGUAACAGAAAUGAAACAAAUAAUUUAAGGAUGUUCCAUUUAUCCUUUCCCAUUUAGUUUUUUUUUUUAAUCCCUGUUAUUAGAAAAAGAAAAUUAAGGACAAAUUACCCUAUCUUCUUCCUUAUACUAGCUAGAAGCAAUCUCAAAAGAAUGUCAACUCAGCGUUUGGUAUGCCCUAGGAAAACAAACAUGAGCAUUGUAAUUAAUGAAUGCUCAAAAACAAACAUGAGCAUUGUAAUUAAUGAGUGCUCAAAAACAAACAUGAGCAUUGUAAUUAAUGAGUGCUCAAAUUCCCGUGUACGCCAGGAAAGAAGUCUGUUUUGGUUAUUGUAAUUUCUAAGGGAUGGAUAUGCAUACUCUCCUGUUGAAGUCUUUGUUCAGUUACUGACGUUUUGGUUAUUGUAAUUUCUGAGGGAUGGAUAUACAUACUCUCCUGUUGAAGUCUUUGUUCAGUUACUGACGUUCUUUUGUCGUGCUUUUUCAAUUACUGGAGGAUUUUUAAAAUUUCAAACUGAUUAAUACUAUCAGCUAUUUCGGAUUUUGACAUUUACAAUCAAAGCGUUUAGAUUAUCCUUGAGUGAAAACGUGUCUGUCCAAAAUGUAUGACUUAAAUGUUAUCAGCCCAAAUGUUAAUAUACUUUAAUAUGCUAUGUUAAUAUAAUUCACACAGGGCAUUUAAAUCUUUUUCCCCAAAUCGAUAUGCCGUAUAUACUCGUGUUUAUACACGAGUUUUUCAGCACAUUUUUAAUGCCGUUUUUGCGGUAAAAGUAGGUGCCUCCGCUGAUAUUCGGGUCAGCUUACACUCAAGUGGUAUACGGUAUCUAGCGUUGGUUUUCUCCACAGACACCUUAACCUGAAUAUUUCCAAAACCUUAUCCAUCCUCUCCCACGUUCCCACCAAAGGACUGGAAGAGAGAAAGGCUCCUCGAGUCCCUAUUUCAGUUGUCAGUAGCAUCAGCAUGGUGUAAGCAUCUAUAUAAGUUGGAGAAAAUCUUAGAUAGUUAAUCAGGUCAACUAUACCUUCAUAAUCUAUCACUAAAUAAUGUAUCCCCUCUCCAUUUCUACUGCCCAUUCUCAGCUGAAUGCUCUUUAGUACACCUCCGCGCACGCUUCAUCAGUCUGCCUCCUGAACUCCUACACGACCCUCACAAAGGAUAGUCCUCCGACCAGCGACAUCACUUCAUCUGGGGACUUGUGGAAGCAAUUCUCAGGCCCCACCCCAAACCUGCUGAGUCCGCAACUCUGUUUUAAUAAGUCUUCCAAGUAUUUCUGUUGUAUGCUAUUGAAACUAAUCUACCAAAUUUUCACUGUAUUUGCAUUUCUAAAUAAUAAUAAUGUCACCUUAUUUCCUCAUCUCACACCAUUCCCGGGCUCCCCAUUGACUAAACAGGCACACUCUGUGAUAGCUUUCUUGAAGAAGCCAUUUGCCACCUUCUCAACUAAAUGCUUCUCAGUUGCUACUAUUCCACAUAGACAUUUCACAUGUUCCAGCCAUAGCAAGAGUUCCCUGGGUGAAGGGAGACAAGUGCUUAACAUCACCUAGAACCACUACAUGGCAUCAUUUCUUAAUACCAAUUAAGGUCUUUUAUAGUAUUUCUCUUCUAAGAGUUCCAGGGAGCUUUUUAAAAAACAGAAAAGGAGGCUGGGGGCAAAGAACUGGUUCCAACCAAAUCAACCAGCUUUCAUAUGUAUAGAUUUGGCCAACUUACCCUUUUGAUGAAUUAUUGCUCCUGGGAGGAAUUCUGCCAUUUUAUCUUCCCCAAAACUAUCUUCAGGCCACAAAAAUCCUGAAAUCAUGCAAAGAGCCUCCCCAAACGACCCAUUUUACUUUGCCCCAUCAGUAACAGAGUCCUUUCCAUAGGUAGACCCUGGGUCAAGUUUCCCUUCUUAGGUGAACCUGUAUGGCUGUUAUUUGAGGGACCAUCUUGGUGAUUCAGGUCUCAAUAUGGUCCUUUGAUAGGCCAACCAAUAAAACCACUUUGCAUCUGUAAGACCUACUGAGCAAGACCUGGGAGACUGAAGUUAUUUUGGCAAGGAAUCCAGGAGUCCUGCCUCAGUAUCCAGAAGAGGGUCUGUCUGGGGCAUAGUAGGGCCUGGGAAAGAGGUGGCACCCAAUGGAGAUUUUAAGGGCCUCCUCCCAGUUUCAAUACUUGGAACUCCAUCUGGACUCAACAUCCACCUCAAACCAUGAUUGAAGAGCCUUGGUUUUUGGGGUAAGUGACAUGGAGGAUGGCUCUGUAAUUCAGCUGAAGCCAGCAUGUCAGUGGGAUCUGUGUUGAGGAUUUGAAAUUGAAGGCAGUAUUUAAAGAAGGUUUUAGGACGGUAAAUGCUGGGCUGUUUGAUUAGUCUACCCUUGGCUUUGUGGUUUCUAUUUUAAUUUGAUUAGUCAUUUGGAUCAAAUAAACCAUUCUGGUUUUGUUUUGUU
Molecule: messenger RNA, 4988 nt
Organism: Echinops telfairi (small Madagascar hedgehog)
Lineage: Eukaryota; Metazoa; Chordata; Mammalia; Afrosoricida; Tenrecidae
Gene: CTSO
Product: cathepsin O
Exons: 8
Coding region: 1-1116 (371 amino acids)
Cellular component (GO): lysosome
Molecular function (GO): cysteine-type endopeptidase activity
Source: RefSeq, a predicted model, not a curated record